This is a messenger RNA of Rhizophagus irregularis DAOM 181602=DAOM 197198, 784 nucleotides long. RefSeq lists its product as uncharacterized. Lineage: Eukaryota; Fungi; Glomeromycota; Glomeromycetes; Glomerales; Glomeraceae. The record is from RefSeq and is a predicted model, not a curated record.
AUUCUAGGCAAGGGAUUUUGCAAAAUUGCAUUAAACCUGCAGGGUUUCUUUUUUUUUCUCAAAAUAUAAAAAGGUGUUUUUUUUAAAAUUUUAAAUAAGUAGAAAUUGUUUUUUAUUAAAUAACGAAAAUAAUUCCUUUCCAAAGAAUAACUUAAACAAACAUGAGUACCGAAGAGAAAGCUUCUAUUGCCUUUGAAGUAGAAUUUAAAAAAAACCCAAAUGCACCUAUUCCGGAUCAUAUUAAGUCCAAGUUGGUCGAGGAAGCAGGUAAAAAUUUAAAUGAAGACGAACUUCGAGCAAAAAUUCAAGCAAAGCUUGACGCAGCAGAAGAAAGAAAGAAAAAAAUGGAAGAAGAAAAAGCGGCUAAAGCAGCUCAAGAAGUAGCUCAUGCCAAACAAGUAGCUGAAGAACAAAGAAGACUUUCUGAUGCUCAACAAGCAGAAAAUAAGGCCAAAUUACAAGAAAAUUUGGAUAAUGCUGAAGCAAGAAGAGAAGAAGCUCAAAAGGAGAAACUUGAAAAAAUGAGCAAACUUGAUAAGAAGCCUAGUCCAUAGAAAAUUUUAACCAAUGGGUUUCACGAGCAUGUUAUACGUUAUACGAUUUUAUAAAUAUAUAUAAAUACACACCAUUAUAUAUGUCAUGUCAUUUCAUUUUUUACUCAUUUACUAAAGAUCAUCCUGUAAUUUACGCGCAUGUAAAUUCUUUUGCAGUAAAAUAAAGUUUUAAUUCAUCUAGUCCUUAUUUGUUUUAAUCCAAAACUAAAAUAAAUAUUAUUAUUAAGUAU